Messenger RNA from Salvia miltiorrhiza (redroot sage), 1759 nucleotides. RefSeq names its product reticulon-like protein B21. NCBI's taxonomy places the organism in Eukaryota, Viridiplantae, Streptophyta, Magnoliopsida, Lamiales, Lamiaceae. The record is from RefSeq and is a predicted model, not a curated record. Bases 195 to 1598 code for a protein of 467 amino acids. The transcript is spliced from 8 exons.
UGCAAAAUCUAAAGUAAUACUAUAUCUAAAAAAGAAGAAAAGUGGAAAGCAAAAGAGGGGCAGCAGCAUUCAAAGCUCUCUCUCUCUCUCUUUGUGGGAGUGCAUGACUUUCAUCACAACCACCAGCACUACAAAACCUUGGAUUCAAAGUCACAAUAAAUAGGGCACAGCACUUAAAGGAAACAGAGAGUGAAAUGAGUAGCAAAGAAGCAUUGGAUUUGGAUGGCAGCGCUAAAAAAGGCAGAGCUAGAAAAGCAGGGCCUGUUUGGGAGAGCAAAAUGAUGGUCAAAGCUGCAGACGUCAACACAGUAAAGAUUCGCAGCAGAAGUAGUAGAAUGAGCAAUGCAGAGAUUCAGGUAGACAAACAGAGUCCAACGAGUGCCAUGAACAAGAGAUCUGAUUUCGGCAUCAUCAGGAAAAGUCCGCCUCAGAUCAAGAGAACCAGAUCCGCUUCAACCACCACUGUUGCUGAUGAGAUUAACACGCUCAAGUUAAGGAAAAUCAAAUCCGGUUCUGACCAUCAAGUGCCACUCGAUGUCGAUCAACACACAACCAAUGAUGAAAUAGUGGUUGCCGAUUUGAAUGAAGAAGAUGUCGGGAUUAUCAAAUCGAGACACGAAGCAGAUGAGGCCAUCACCACAAACAAUGAAGAUCAUCAUCUUGAGGAAGAGGAAGAGGAAGAGGAAGAGGAAGAGGAAAAACUUGUGAGUGAAGAGAAGAAAUUGCUUCACAGCAACGAUAGAUCGCCGCCACCUACUGUGGAAGAGAUAGCUCCGGCGAGAAUUCAACAAAAAAUCAAUCCAAUUCCAGAUCAUCAUCACCAUGGAACUUCAAGCAGACUUGAGAGUUUUGCUGAUCUAAUAAUGUGGAGAGAUGCAUCAAGAUCAGCAUUUGUAUUUGGGGUUGGAGCAUUUGCCAUAAUUUCCUCUUCAUACACGAAAGAUCUCAAUAUCAGCUGUAUCUCUGUGCUUUCCUACUUAGGCCUUGUGUAUCUUGCUGCAAGUUUUAUCUUGAGAUCCAUCAUAAGCAGGGAAAAUGUGGAUACUGAUAGCAGAGAUGAAGAAUAUGUUGUUGGAGAGGAAGAAGCUGUUUGGCUUAUAAAACUGGUUUUGCCUUAUGUAAAUGAGUUUCUAUCCAAAUUGAGAAGCCUUUUUUCUGGAGAUCCAGCCACCACAAUGAAGUUGGCAGUUUCGCUGUUUAUUUUAGCAAGAUGUGGAGGCUCCAUAACCAUCUGGAAAAUGACAAAAUUAGGUUUUUUUGGAGUUUUCAUGGUGCCAAAACUCUGUUCUUCCUACUCCUCUCAGUUAGCUGCUUACGGUACAUUCUGGAUUCGAAGAUUCGGAGAUGCUUGGGAAUCAUGUAGUCACAAGAAAGCAGUGGCGUUUGGAAUAUUCAGUCUUGUCUGGAAUUUGUCUUCAGUUGUUGCUCGAAUUUGGUCGGUUUUUCUGUUAUUCGUUGCGUUUAAGUACUAUCAACAGUGUCGCAUCAAAGAGGAAGGCUUAGGAGAAGAAGUUGCUGCUACUCCAUACAGUGGAAAACGAGUACCACCUCAAAAUUUAAAUUGUAUAGAUAUCAAAACACAAAAGAUAGUGUGCUAGAGCUAGAUCAAUAAUCCCUUCUAUAGUUAUAUAUGUAUAUUCACUUUUUCCUUCCUUAACUUUAAAAAUAUAUAUAUGUAUGUGCAUUCAUAGUCAUAGAAUUUCCUUUUCUUUUUUUCUUUCCACCUUUUGAAAGGGAUAAUGAAGUGAGAUUGUUUUUA